Molecule: messenger RNA, 2937 nt
Organism: Entrophospora candida
Lineage: Eukaryota; Fungi; Glomeromycota; Glomeromycetes; Entrophosporales; Entrophosporaceae
Source: the annotation of a GenBank genome assembly
AUGAUACCAACACCAAAUCUAGAUCAUAUAACAAGCAAUGAUUAUAAUUAUGUAUAUGAACCAGCAGAGGAUACCUUUUUAUUCCUUGAUGCAUUAGAAAAUGAACAAAAUUUCUUAAGAAGUAUUUUAAAACCUUGCAUUUGUUUGGAAAUUGGAUCAGGUUCAGGAUGUAUUUCUACAUUUCUAGGAAUGUUAAUUGAUAAAAAUACAUCUUUGUUAUUAUGCACAGACAUCAACCCAUAUGCAACUUCAAUAACGGUUAAAACCGGACACCAAAAUCUUAUACAAUUAGAUGCAAUCACAACAAACUUAACGUCAGGACUUUUACCAAGACUUAAACACUCAAUUGAUUUAUUAUGUUUUAAUCCGCCGUAUGUUGUUACUGAUUCCGAAGAAUUAAAUUCAAAUAAUAAUAUUCUUGACAAAUCUUGGGCUGGGGGAAUUAAUGGAAGAGAAGUAAUUGAUCAGAUGUUGAUAUUAGUUGAUGAUCUACUUUCCAUUAAAGGAAUAUUUUAUUUAUUAGUAAUUAAACAAAAUAAACCUGAAGAAAUUUGCGAAAUUAUGUUUGAAAAAUAUCAAUUCAAUUCAGAAGUUAGUAGUCAUAAUAUUAAAUCAAAACCCAAACCAAAACCUCACCCACUUAUACUUGACUCCAGAAGCAAUGUAAACGAGCCAAUCAACAAUUCAUUCCCAAAUUUUUUCAUACCUAUUUCUCCCUCUGUACGUAAAGCAAUAUCUCCAGACAUGAGACAGUCAUGGAUAUUAAAUAGCCCUAUCACAAAUUCUGAGGCAGAAGAAACAUUAAUACAACCAACUCCAAUACUUGAAAACAAAAUGCCAACUGCCAACAUAAGUAGUAAUAAUGGUAUUAAUGGCAUCAAAUCAUCAGAAAGAAGUGAAAGGUUAAUUGAUAUUUCCUUGUCGUCAUCAUUACCAUCAACAAUCAAUGAAAUAAGCGGUUCCGAUCCUCAAUUACUAGAUAAUUAUAAUUUAACAUUAUCGCCUACUUUAACAGGUUCAAGUAGACCGGUUUCGAGUGUCUCUUCGGCUACAAAUGUAGACAACGAAUAUGAUGCUUUAUCAGACUCGUCUCAUUCUUUGUCAUCUUCAUUUUCGGCUUCCAUACUUACAAGUCAUCGUGAUAGUCUGUGUGACACUGCAUCAAGCCUAAGUGCAUCACCUUGUCAAAGUGAAUUUAACUAUAAAAAUCAUAAAAGGAAAUCACUCGAUUUCCACAAUCCUUCACAACAACACAUCAACAAUAAUACCAAUCUUCCCGAUCAUCAUCAUCGAUUUUCAGUACCAACCGUGACCAACGAAUCUGAUCUCAUCGACACCAGUCCUAAAAGAGUCUCAACUUUAUCAAAAUUUCAAUUCAACGAAAAAAUAUCUCGCGCCUCGAUCAGAAUGAGUAUUAACGAUAUCAUGCAAAAAAGAUUGCAUAUUGCAUUGGAAAUUUUAACUACUGAACGCCAUUACGUUGAAUGUUUGUUACUUGUUCAAAAGUUAUUCCUUAAUCCACUACUUAAAUCUCUUUCUACACUAAAUCCAAUUCUAAGUAAAAAAACAAUAAACAAAAUAUUUGCAAAUAUGUUGGACUUGAUAAGUGUAAAUUCUGAAUUGCUUAAAAGAUUGGAGGAGAGGGUUUUUGGAUCAUUGGAGGGGAAUACAGAUGAUGAUGAAUUUUGGAAUCCGGAGGAUGGUUGUUUAGGAGACAUUUUCCUUAAUAUGGCGCCAUUUUUCAAGAUGUAUUCUAUUUAUGUAAAAAAUUUUAAUUCGGCACUUGCAGUAAUUGAUGCAGAAUUAAGGGAUAAUCCAAAUUUUACUGCUUUUUUAAGAGUACGACAAUGUAAAGGUCUUACUUUGCAAGCAUAUUUAAUAAUGCCAGUUCAACGAAUCCCUAGAUAUAAAUUACUAUUAGAGGAUUUGCUAAAGAAAACACCUGAUUCGCAUUCUGAUUAUCUUAAUCUAAAGAAAGCUUAUCAUGUUAUUGAAAAUGUUGCAACUUUUGUUAAUGAAACAAUUCGUCAACAUGAAAUGUUUAUAGCUAUGUUGGAAAUUCAAAGAUUUCUAACCGGAUUUGAUGAAGCAGUUUUAAUACCUGAUGCAAUGAAAAAUGGAUUUCAGAUUAUUACACCACAAAAAAGUUUUACAAUUUAUUCAGAUACACCAGAAGAAAAAACAUCAUGGAUAAAUGCUAUUCGUAACACAAAAGAAGAAUUUUUGAGUGCAAAAAGAACAUUGAAAAUUGAUAGUAAUUUUGAUUCGGAAAGAAAAGAUAUAUAUAAAAAAAGAAUUGUAGAAAAUUAUCACGCACCAAUUUGGGUUCCUGAUUCAGAAGCUGACAAGUGUAUGAAUUGUAGUGAUGAGUUCACAUUGUUUCGAAGAAAACAUCAUUGUAGAGCAUGUGGAUCAAGUGAAAGAGAAGAUCAAUGGGCGAGAGCUUGUGAUCCGUGUUUUUUCACAAUGUUUCCAGAUGCAUUGAGAGACGAGGAUUUAGCACCUGGAAUUCAUGUAUGGAAUCUUACAGGAUCUAACAGAAGUAGUAGUAGUGGUCACGGGAAAGAAAUUAGUAUAGGAAGUGAUAACGAUAAUAAGAUUUCAAGGAGAGAUGUAUCAGGAAGAUCAGGAAUUUUAACAUCACAAAUUAAAUCUAUUCAUGAAGCAAUUGUUGCUAGACGAUGUGAAUUAUAUUGUCUUACCAAAAAACCCAUUGAUUUAUCUUCAAUUCCAAAAGAUUUUUUAACAAUAUUAAUGGAGGAUCCACAAUUACAACAACAACAAAAUAGGUUUAGUAAUAGGUUUAGCACGGCUAAUAUUAUAAGAUUAUGUGAUUUUUGUUAUCUGGAUAUUGAUCCAAAUAGUGUCUCGGUUAAUGAAGAAAGUGGUGGUGGUUGGGCUGUACAAGGAAAUAUUUCUCCGCCACCAUCACCGUGA